AUGUUGAGUCGUCCAAUACUCGAUUUUCUGGUCCGAUAUUUCGUGACCAAAGUCAACUGGAUAGAGCAACUUCUAUAUGCACCUUGGCUCCUGACUCAAUAUCAAAAAUGGUGGAAUCUAGACAGGCUAUCAUCUGUUGCUGAUACUGAAUUCCCGGUCCUUUUCCUGAGAAUAUGUUGCUAUACUUCACAGUUCUUUCCUUCCUGGGAUUAUAAUAUUGACAGCAUUAAAGGGGUAGCGUUGGCAGAUAUUCUUAAGUCACACGAAGAAGUCAUUGAUGUGCUCACACCAAUAUGUGUCCGUCUCGAUUCACGAGGUUCCCUGGUACGCGUACUGCAUAUCCUCUUCGGCGGAUUGGGGUCUUUGUGUUUACAUCGAGGCACUAUAAAAUGGGCCAACGGCACCGAUGAGCUUGAGAAGGGCAUGUUACGUCGGGCAAUUUGUGAUAUCCACAUACGGGAUGAGUAUUUCCUCUUCACGAUCCUUUUGAUCUAUGAUGUCUUCAACGAACGCGUACUACUAGCUCAACUUGCUCAAUUUUGGCGAAACCACGGCUCUUCAGUCAAAGAAUCCGAAGAAUACACUGUAAUAGCAACAGAAGAGCGAUACGACAAGUUUUGUAGUGCUUUUCUUCUAGAAUUAUCACCCCUUUCGCUUUUCAACCAGAUAUGCAAUGGGACGAACGCGUUAGCUGCUGCAUCACUUGCUCUGCUGGAAGGCGUUCGGACUCUACAUGGUAUGAUGGGCGACUCCCAUACGAGAUUGUCAGGAGUCAUUGUGCCGACCUUUGAUGCAGCAGUGCCCCUGCUCCGUCUGUGUGCGGAUAACGACUUUCCAGGUGCUAUUGGUACAGAGAGUCAAUCUCAAAAUAUAAGGAGUCCACAUCCCCUAGGAGCCGUGACGUGCGGUCUGACCCGGUCAAAAUGCUUGCAGGCAGCUCGAGAUGCACUGGAUAGUCUACAAAAUCUCGUGGAAGUCAGUAAUCAGGCUGAAGCUGGAGCUCGAAUACUCUCCCACGUUAUUUGA
Messenger RNA from Talaromyces stipitatus ATCC 10500, 1026 nucleotides. RefSeq lists its product as uncharacterized. The transcript is spliced from 5 exons. The record is from RefSeq and is a predicted model, not a curated record. Bases 1 to 1026 code for a protein of 341 amino acids. Lineage: Eukaryota; Fungi; Ascomycota; Eurotiomycetes; Eurotiales; Trichocomaceae.